CACAUAUCAAAAACCUUAAUUACAUUUCUUUAUUUUUAAAUUGAAAUAUUUUAAACGGCACAAAUAUUAGAUAAUUAGACUAUCAUACAAUUGUCUUGCCAAGUCAAUGCCUUCAAGUCAACCUUCUUUAAAAUAUUAAAUAACCCCAUUUGCACAAUUUAUACCUACACCCACACCCUUCUUCGUCUCUUCUCUUCUCCAUCUCAAUAAUUCUUCUUCUCUUCAAAUACCCACCUAAUAUAUCUCUAUUUUCUUACCUUUCUCAUUCUUAAUUUGUAUAAUUUUCCAUAAUUUCUCCAAGUUUCCAUUUCAAAGUUUGCUGCUUUAAUGGCUGCUUCUAAAGUACCCAAGUUUGGAGCAUGGGAAGGAGGAGAAAACUACACAGUUUACUUUGACAAUGCGCGAAAGAAGAAGAACAAUGGACAGAUGAUCAACCCAAAUGACCCUGAAGAAAACCCUGAGAUGUUUUCACGGAAUGGUGAUCAACGUCAGGCUCCUAAAGCUAAUCAAAAGGGACAGAAAUCCAAAGUCCCCCAGUUUGGUGUUUGGGACGAUGCGGACAAUGCUGGCUACACCGUGUAUUUUGAAAAUGCACGAAAAACCAAGACCGGUGAAUCCAUCCCGACACACAAUGAGCCUCAGAUGAACCGAGAUAUGCAUCCUCGUAAGGAUCCCCCAGCUCAGGCCAGUCAAGCACCAGUUAAACCAGAAUCUAAACAAGAAACGCGCUCAAAAGUGCCUCAGUUUGGUGGUUGGGAAGGUGGAGACGAAAUUGGGUACACCCAAUGUUUCGACAGUGUGAGAAAAAAUAACAAGAAUGGGCGUACUGUUACACCAGAACCGUCUGAUGCACCUAAACUGAACCGUGAUGUUGAUCCACCAGCUAAAGAAGAAAGCCAUUCUAAAGUUCCUCAGUUUGGUGGUUGGAACGAAGGAGAAGAAGCUGCAUACACUGCGUAUUUUGACAAUGCUCGACAAAAUAAAAAUGCACCCGUAAUGGAGCCCCAGCUGAACCGAGAUGUUGAUGGCAGAGCUCGGCUUCCAACUGCUGGUGGAGUCAAAUUCAAGGCGGAUCAAAGAGGGAAUAGUAUAGAUGAUUAUCAGUUACGAAAUGCAAGUAAAGGAUCUAAUUUCUCUUCGGCUUCAUCUGAAACCGGUCAGAGAUAUGGAAAACAAAAUCCCGGGAGUCAUUCACCUAUCCAUCCAAAAGGAGGGAAGCUUCAGCAAAGGCCUCCUGCUGGUAGAGGAAGUCAAACUCCAGAAAGAGGGGCAGCAAUACCGGCAUGGGGGGUCUGGAACACUGAUCCACAGCAAGCCGAGGGUUUCACCGGUGCCUUUACUAGGGCUAAAGAGGAUCGGAACACACCCCUCCAUUCGAGCGCUCAACCACGCUAUAACCAACAACCUCAAUCACCAGAGCCAAAAAAAGGAUGCUGUGGUUGGUUUUGAAAUUUAAUGCCAAAGAUAGCUGUUGAUCCAAUUAUACAAUGAAAGGCAUAGCUCAUGGAUAGUUUCUGGUGACUAUGUAAUCCAAAUAGGCUCCUUUUUAUGUCACACACCAGAAGAGAAGUUUGAAGAAUUGGAACAAUUUUCUUCUUUUUUUGUCAAUUUAUGUAGAUUGUAUGUAUUUUGAUUACGGGUUUGAUUUUGAUACCAUAUUCCUAUGUUACUUGGACUCGAAAACUCAUAUCCGACACAUGUAUGUCAGACUCGGCUAAUUUACGGAAAGAUCCCAUCGUGUCCUAUCCAAAACACUUGUCUAAGUGUUGAGGAUCUGAUACGGGAAUUGAAAUAAAAUGAAGAGUCCGAGUAACAAUCAUUUUCAAAUUGUUAUGUUGAAGUGUUGGAGUUACGAAGGGCUAUGUAUGUUGUAAUUUAAUUCAAGUCUGUACUUCAGUGUUGUAACUUAUUAUUUUUAUUAUCAUUUUUAUAAAAAGAUUUUUUGAAGCUGUUGAGAAAUAAGUAA
Messenger RNA from Amaranthus tricolor (Joseph's coat), 1966 nucleotides. RefSeq names its product RPM1-interacting protein 4-like. NCBI's taxonomy places the organism in Eukaryota, Viridiplantae, Streptophyta, Magnoliopsida, Caryophyllales, Amaranthaceae. The transcript is spliced from 4 exons. The coding region runs from base 328 to 1449 and encodes 373 amino acids. The record is from RefSeq and is a predicted model, not a curated record.